CGGCUGGGCAGUGUGGAGUCGCGCUGCUCCUGCCCACGCGGUGUGCUCAGGCCAGGCCAGACACUCACUCGCCAUGUCAGUUGCGGAGGCGGGGGGUGUUUUCCACAGAGCCCGGGGCAGGACCCUGGACGCGUUUCCCGCAGAAGAGGAAAGGGAAUGGAAGGGUCCAUUCUACUUCAUCCAAGGUGCAGACCCACAGUUUGGACUGAUGAAGGCCUGGUCCACCGGGAACUGUGACAGCGGCGGUGACGAGUGGCAGCAGGAGAUCCGUCUCACCGAGCAAGCCGUGCAGGCCAUCAACAAGCUGACCCCCAAACCCAGGUUCUUUGUUCUGUGCGGUGACCUCAUCCACGCCAUGCCAGGGACACCCUGGCGGAAGGAGCAGACGGAGGACCUGCAGCGGGUGCUCAGGGCGGUUGACCGGGAGAUCCCCCUGGUUCUCGUCAGCGGUAACCACGACGUGGGCAAUGUCCCCACAGCCGAGACCGUCGAGGAGUUCUGCCAGACUUGGGGAGACGACUAUUUCAGCUUCUGGGUCGGGGGCGUCCUCUUCCUGGUCCUCAACUCCCAGUUCUUGUACGACGCCUCCAGGUGCCCUGCCCUGAAGCAGGCCCAGGACCAGUGGCUGGACCAGCAGCUGAGGAUCGCGGAGCAGCGGCGCUGCCAGCACGCCGUUGUCUUCCAGCACAUCCCGCUGUUCCUGCAGAGCAUCGACGAAGACGACGACUACUUCAACCUCAGCAAGUCCGUGCGCAAAGAGAUGGCAGACAAGUUCACCAAAGCAGGUGUCCGAGCCGUGUUCUCAGGCCACUACCACAGGAACGCUGGGGGCACCUACCAGAACCUGGACAUGGUGGUGUCGUCGGCCAUCGGAUGCCAGCUGGGCAAAGACACCCACGGGCUCCGCGUCGUGGUGGUCACCGCCGAGAAGAUCGUCCACCGGUACUAUAGUUUGGAUGAGCUGAGUGAGAAAGGAAUAGAAGACGAUCUGAUGGAUUUGAUGAAGAAAAAGUGAUCGCCCUUGAUGAUCAGUCACUUUUCACUUCCAAGGUUUUUUAUUUUGCCAGGAACAGCAGCCGCACACAACCCCUUGUUGAAAUAGAAAAGUAGACCAGGCAGCUUGGUGAAUUUAUGUCCUUCUGUAUAAAUCAGAGAGCUACGUCCUAUCUUGAAUAAUAUUCAAAAUGGAACUGCACUCUGGAAAUAAUUUUUUUAAAUGAUACUAGACUCUCUCCGCACAGGUUUUUGAAUAAAUUCCCCUAAUGGUGUGUUUCUCAACUCUGCUUUUGAAUUAGAUUGUUUUCUGGUAGCAUAUGAUCAAUGUCUACCUGUCAAGCUCAAGUCCAACGUGAUAUCCAAAUGUGAUCUUUGAUAAUUCCUUGAACAAACUGUAUCUGAUUGUACUAAAUUGUGGUCUUGAUUCCAAAAAUGCCAGGCAAAACAAAGGUCAUCUCCUUUCCUUCCUAUCAAAACAAACAGCCGUCUCUCCCAUUACCAGGGCCAUGCGAACUUAUUUUAACAAGGAACCCAGUAGCCAACAUUUACUGUUAAAUUCCGAGACUCCUAUUAUCGCUGAUGAUAGAAACAGAAUACAGUUGAUACAAGUCAUGUCUUGAAAUUGCCUUCCUGGUGCCUGCCAAAGUCACCUUUGCACAUAAAUUGGUCAUUUACGAAAAUCUCAUGCAAGAGACCAAAACCAAGACCCUAAAAUGCCGCCCGUGCUGUCGCUUGGAAGCACAUUUUGAGUUUGUUCGCGGUCACAUUCUGGCGCUGUAGCAGCUCCGCAGAUGGGCAGUUCUGUGGGAUGGGAAUGUCCCUCCAAUUAUGAGACUCUCGACUGUGUCGACUUUGACAGAAAAAGUGGGAAUUUAUGCAGGGUUCUCUAAAGAAAACAAAGCAGAAAAUCUGGUGGCAAAAAACAGUGAUUUCAGCCACAUCAUCUAAAUUGGCAACGACUUGGAUUAAAUGCACCAGUACGACAUCGCUUGACAAAAGAGUGUGGGUUAUUUAAAGCCAGCGUUGUUUUAAUCUACUGCACCUUCUCAGCAGCUCCUGAUCAUAACUUCGUGAUGUCAUCUUUCUCGGCAGGUGUCCUGGUGGACAGGUAACCUAGGUACCCCGAAUCCUGGCAGCAAGACCUGACAGCAUCACGCAACAGCAUUCAGCAAUCCCAAAACAACUUUGAAAACUUACUGGUUACCAAUGAACCGCAAAGUCCAUGACAUUAAAACACUUUCUCGUUAAAGUUUUAGUCAACGUAGCAAAACCGUGAGAGAUCAAACAGAUGAUUGAAUUUGUAAAUCAUAAGGAACAAAAGAUGAAAAGUUAAUUAUACGACAGAUUGGUGACAUGCCAUAGCUCGUUGUUAUGUGGUACAAGAAAAUUAAAAUUGUUCAAAACUAGAACACUCUCCUUUCAGUGUUCUGCUGCAUUCUUUUUUCGUGCUCGUUUUUCUUUACUGCAGGUGCGGGGAUAAAGGGUCGAGGAGUUCAGUCAGGGGCAUAACUAACACGCCACACAUUCGAGACUUGUGACGUGGUGACACUUGGGUGGUAAACAAGGAGGGCUUCAGUCCUUGCGUCUUAACUCUGCCCUCUGUCUUGGAAAAUGUUUUCCACGGGAGAGAGGUUGUACCAACUCCGCCCAUGGCAA
Propithecus coquereli (Coquerel's sifaka) is the source of this 2652-nucleotide messenger RNA. It is a transcript of the gene CPPED1, whose product is annotated as calcineurin-like phosphoesterase domain containing 1. The record is from RefSeq and is a predicted model, not a curated record. The coding region runs from base 74 to 1015 and encodes 313 amino acids. Lineage: Eukaryota; Metazoa; Chordata; Mammalia; Primates; Indriidae. The transcript has 4 exons. Gene Ontology annotation, molecular function: hydrolase activity.